CCUUACAGGUGACUGCACUGACAAUGUGGCUCAUUUCCAUCCGGGACAUUUGAAUUGUAGGAGAGUUUCCAUGACAGCUUACAUUACGUACGUGUAAGCAAUCGAGUAACUGCGGGAGUUGCAAUUUGUUUUGGUAAAAGUGUGGUGUUUCAACUUGAGAUCAGCAAUGAAGAAUUUCAUAGUAUUUUCGCUCUCUGUUUUUCUUAUAUUAAACACUGGACAGUCCUCAUCUGAGUUCUAUUUUCCCAAAGAGAGUCUUGGCGACGUGGACUCAUGGAACGAUGGCGGCGUGGAUAAGAAGUCGGAAUCAAGUUCAUCCAGUUCGUUUAGCUCGUCAAGCUCAUCCAGUUCGUUCACCUCGUCAGGCUCAUCGAGUUCGUCGGAUUCAUUUCAUGAGAAGGUUGAAGUGUACGAAAAAAACACUGACGAAAAGGGAACGCAUGAAGUAACGAAGAUUCGCGAACGUAAGAAGCCAGCAAGAGGGAAUGAAACCUCCAGUAGUAAAGUUAUCGAAGUGUUUCGAUAUCCUAAUGGAACGAUUCGUCGAAAGGUGAAAAACAAUGGGCCCGCAAUGAAGGUAAACCACUGAAUGAUACGUUGGUUCAUUGGGAAACUUUAACCAAACUCAAUAUCUGUUUGAAAUAUUGGAUUGCUAUCUAUACAUAUACUUGUAAAUAUUAGAACAGCUUUUUGUUUCAUGGUCUCUCAUGAGGGAAGUUCUAUAUAUUCAUAUUCUUUGUUUGUGUUUUAUGUCAAUUAUGAAAACUUCGUCAAAAAAGCGGAGAUAAAAAACGGAUUCUGGAGAUGUACAUGUACCUACCUUUUUCAUGAAUGUCUAAAAAAGUUAAGAAGGGAUUCGACUUAUAAAUAAGAGGGAAUAAUUUGAAGUACAUGUAAGAUCAGAUGCCAGCUUAUUUUUCUCACAAAUGAAGGGUAUUUAACUUAUCAUGGAAAUGAAAAUUUCAAUUUUUCUGGCUAUUGUCUUUAAGACACGUAUGAAUGAGACAUACUAAUGAAGAAAUGUUCCACAGAAAUUGUAUUCUGGACCUUGAUUCAAACUCCCUCUUGGUAAACUUCCUGGUUAGUUUUCUUCUUUUAUUUACACAAUGUACCAAUGUGCCUUUAGGCUGAAUGUACCAAGAAAGAUGACUGCAGUGCUGAUAAGUUCUGUAGCAAACUCAGUUAUCAGUGUCAGCAAUGCCUUGAUGGGUUUGGUUGUUUUAAUGAUGACCAGUGCUGUGGCAAAAAAGUUUGCAAAUUUGGCCAGUGUGCAGAUGAACCAGGUAAGGAAAUGCUAAAUCAAUACAGUGCAGCUCAUACAUGUAGAAAAGGGGACCAAAAUAUGGAUGUUAACCUAGCAUAGUGUACAUUUAAAACCAGACGUACAGUAUUUUUGACAGAGGAGCAUAUGUUUCUAUCUGGUCACCACCUUUGUGUAAUUAGUGUGUAUGGCUAGCUUAUUGUUUUCUUAAGGGUGGAAAAAUAACUUUUCAUUCCAAUUAGCAUUGUAUUUGCUGUAAAAACUGGUGGUUAAGCUGCACCCAAUGCUUAGAAGUAAUUUUGUAGGUCAUUUUGAACAUUUUCUUAUAUGAAUCAGUUUGAGAAGUUGGGGCAAAUAUCAAACAGUAUAGUGGCUUUAUGUUUUUAAUUAGUCACUGAAUAUGCAAAUGGAGCUAGGUUUGAAUUAUAAUACCUUGACUUAAACAUUUCAUCAAAGGUUGUCAUAUGGGAAGAAACGAGCAAGAAAGUGUUGUUUUAAAAUACCUUGUCCACAGGCUAUUCCUUUCUUAACUUUGAAGAAAAUAAUAACAUAUGCCAAUUAAAUCUGCAUAAGAUCAUGUGUGACUUAUUCAUUUUGAGAGGAUGAAUGCAUUUAUAGCACUAUAUACCCAUGAGAGUUGUUGAUGUUGUCUUUGUUUCACCUGUCUUCUACUGCUUUCUGUGACUUCAUUGCCCACAUUGUCCACAAAUUACAAACUUUAUAAGUCUGUUCUGUGCACUUUGUUUCUUGUGGGGGCCCAUCUUGCCUGCUUGGAUAGCCAAUCAGAAUGUAGGAUUUGCUUCUUAUUGCCCAUGGGCAAUGUAAUAAGAUUAUUUAAUGACCCAUUAUUAUUGAAAUCGGACCUUCCUAAGAAAUUUUGAAACAAGGAAAAGGAUCAAACUAUAACCUACACCAGUAACCCUGUGCCUUUUAUAUGGUAAAUUAUAGCAUGUAACUCUACAUAUUGUACAGCUGUUUAUAUUUCUUCAAUUUUCAUUUUUUUGACAACCAGAGCAUACAGGGCUGGCCAACUCUCCAUGCGAUUAUGACAGCCAGUGCAAGUCAGGCCUUUUCUGCUCAGUGCGUGUGUUUGAAGGUGGAAAGUGCAAAGAUGUUAGAACAGAGGGACAGUCAUGCAGCAGAGGGAUUUUUUCAAGAAAUUCACCCAGAUGUGCUGAGGGUUUGGAGUGCAGAAGGACUGGGUAAGUUUGAUUCUGACUGUAUAGAGUCUUACCUCCUUUAGAUACAAUGUAUAUGACAAUUAAAGAUAAAUUUAUUUCUAGAUUAAGUAACAUAAACUAGAUGUUAUGAUUGCCAAACAUUAUCCUAUUCCUAGUCAUGUGGCCGACUACUUGCAAUCAUACUUCAACAAAUAUAUUUUCACUCUUUGGUUGUUUGUGUAAAGGUGCCAUGCAUGGUUAUCAAAUGGUUUUUUUCUUAACUGCACUGUGAUACAAAGUAGGUGGCGCAGUGGCAUGCCUCCAUGCUGAAAAUUGAGCCACAAGCUUUUAGAGUAGCGGGCACUUUUACCAGAACAAUAUGGGGAAAUGUGCUUAUUUUCUGCCUCUUUUCAACAACCCUUCAUGUGACCCAUUAUGCUUCAGCUAGAACUAGGAAUCAUCCAGUGAUACACCUCAAGCAUUAUUCCCCAACUUUAAAAUCUGGCAUCCAAUAUGUAAAAGUAGUGUUUUGCAACUACCUCAGAACAGUAGAGGAAUUGUUUAUUGUUAGAGAAACAAAUGCAAAUGUUUUCAUUCCUAAAGUGGUUUGAGAAAAUGCUGAAAAUCAAUAUCCCAUCUGACAUAGUUAAAGUUUUAAAUGUUAAGCUAUUUUGAAUUUUGUGUCCCUGGCACACACACUUAGAAAGUGACUUCCUUGAGCUUUGCUCUGGGAAAACUGUUUGCCUCUCAGAACAGACUAUGUCUGUGAACAGGUAUCUGAACAAAUUUGCAUGCUAAGUUAAGGUUACUGUUCACCUACAUGUAUAUUACUUAGAGUUCAGUAGAUACAUGUAUUUUUGUUAAUGUUAUUUGCACGGAUUUUUUUAGCCUAAAAAUCAUCUUUGUUGACUACCAUUUAUUCUCCAAAUGUUUGUUGGAGAAUAUCUUUGUUCUGUUUGAGGACACAUUACUCCUCUAGUGAUUUCAUGAAGAUCACAACAUUGAGUGUGAAAAUUAAACAAGUCAUGCAUUUGUCUGAUAUUGAUGUGGUAUUUGUGAGGAAGUUUAAAGUUGAAUGGCUCACUCCAGGCAAUUUUGUAGCUUUUGCAAAGAAACAUCUGCACCACGUGCAAUGUAAUUGCUCCAUCAUACAUCCUUGUUGUAAAUGUAGAGACACUGGAUAUAUAUUUUUUUUUCGAUUCUCACUAAAGUGUUGUCGUCGUUUUAUCUGCAGUGGCUUCCCCUUUUCCUCCUACAAGUGCCUGAAAGAAGGAAGUGUGGAAGAUAAAUCAACCAAAUCAUCUUUUGAUUGGUUUCACGAUAAUGACUUCUUUCCCUUUAAAAAGUAGAGCUGGUCGCCAAAUAAUCCUCAGAAAUUGAGAAAUUUGAGAAAAGAGUGAAAUCUGAGCCAUGGCAAUUUGAUUUUCUUUGAUAAAUUAUCAGGGCUAUACCGUUUUUAGUAGAAUAGUGUGUAGCUGUAAUUUGGUAUCCAGAACUAGGGGUUAAACUGUUGUUACGAGCUACGUUACUUAUAUCUGUAGUACCCCAAGGUGCGGUUACUAAACAGAAAUGGCUCUGCAUAGAUAGGUGGCUUCACAUAUUUCACAAUGUUAGCUUCAGGCUUAGAAAUUUUAUUUAUUGUGACCUAGUGGAAGUUUAUAAACA
Molecule: messenger RNA, 4086 nt
Organism: Pocillopora meandrina
Lineage: Eukaryota; Metazoa; Cnidaria; Anthozoa; Scleractinia; Pocilloporidae
Source: the annotation of a GenBank genome assembly